AGAAACUCGCCAUCUGCCUGCAGUUUCUUGAUCUACCAAACUAAAACAACAAAAUCGCAGAUGAAAAUGCAAGCUUAUGGAUUUUAAUAAUAUUUAAGUGAAAAGCACGAGUGUGGCAGGUCAGCGACAAUGCAACUGAAUCUGAAGGUCCAAGGCGCCACGCAUUGCCGCUUUCUACGAUCAAUCGUACGGCAACUGUGUGAUGGCGACACCUCGAGGCCCUUCCAAGAGAUGCCUGGCCCGCGCUCACUACCGGUCGUAGGCACUUUGUACAAAUACCUUCCAGUCUUUGGCGAGUAUCAGUUUGAUCGGCUGCAUUGGAAUGGGGCAAAGAAACUCGCGAAAUAUGGUGCAGCGGUGCGGGAAGAAAUCGUCAAAGGCACGUCGAUCGUUUGGCUCUUUGACCCGAACGACAUCGAGACCCUGUUCAGACACGGAGAAGGAAAACACCCUCAAAGGCUGAGUCACCUCGCCUUGCAGCACUUUAGACUCACCAGACCGGCAAUUUAUAACACAGGCGGACUUCUUCCAACAAACGGUCCUGAUUGGGCGCGUCUGCGGACCACAUUUCAGCGGGCGUUGAGCAAGCCGCAGAGUGUGCAAAAUUACGUCCCCAAAUCUGAUGAGGUCGCUAAUGAUUUUUUGCGACUUAUUGAAAAAAGGGCGACCGCAGCUCCAGCAGAGAAUUUUUUAAAUGAGCUCUCGCGCGUCACUUUGGAAUUAAUUGGAUUGGUCACUUUUGAUGAAAGAAUGGGUGGUCUGAGUGAAAGGUCCAGCCCGAUGUGCGACAAAAUACUGGAGGCUGCGUUCACCGCCAACAGUUGCAUCUUGGGUACGGACAAUGGUCUGCGCCUGUGGCAAAAAUUCAAGACGCCGCUGUACAAAAAACUGGAACAAGCACUGCUGCAGCUGGAAAAAGUCGCGAUUGAAUUUGUCGAGAAGAAAGCGGCCGGGGCGCGAGAUAAGGCGGACGGUCAGCCUUUGUCUCUGCUGGAACAAUACCUCGCCAGUCCUGAUCUCGAUCGAAAGGAUGUGAUUGGAAUGAUGGUCGACAUGCUGCUUGGCGGCGCUGAUACGACGACCUACAGCUCGAGCUUUGCCCUGUAUCAUUUGGCGGUGAACCCUGAUAAGCAGCUCCGUCUGCAGGAGGAAGCGAGAUCGCUGCUGCCGACCCCUGAGGUGGGGGUCACGACGCAGAUCUUAUCAGGCGCCGCGUACACCAAAGCCGUUCUUAAAGAAUCGCUUCGCCUUAAUCCCGUGUCGGUUGGCGUAGGACGCAUUCUGCAACACGACGCCGUUUUCUCGGGAUUCAAAGUGCCCAAAGGGACGGUGAUCGUGACUCAGAACCAAGUCACCUGUCGCCAGUCGCGGUACUUUGAAAACCCCAACGAGUUUUUGCCCGAAAGGUGGAUAAGGGGCCAUGCUUUGAUGCAAAACGUCCACCCUUAUCUCUCGCUUCCCUUUGGUCACGGACCCCGAGCGUGUAUUGCAAAGCGUCUAGCUGAGCAGAACAUUCAGAUUUUGCUCUUGAAGAUUGCAAGGGAAUUUCAUAUUACGUGGCACGGUGAUGGAGCCCUUGAUUGCAAAUCAUUGCUGAUUAAUAAGCCUGACAAACCGUUGCGGCUGCAGUUCCACAAACUAAAAGAUUAAAUUUUAAUUUCUAAUUUUUUAAUCCUAAAAAUAUUUUUCCUAAAGUACUAUAUAUUAUUUACAAUUCUAUGUUUAGAAAAAUAAAACACAUUUUGUAAUUGAUUCAAGUAGA
This is a messenger RNA of Neocloeon triangulifer, 1762 nucleotides long. RefSeq names its product cytochrome P450 302a1, mitochondrial (gene dib). NCBI's taxonomy places the organism in Eukaryota, Metazoa, Arthropoda, Insecta, Ephemeroptera, Baetidae. Gene Ontology annotation, molecular function: monooxygenase activity; heme binding; iron ion binding. Bases 130 to 1650 code for a protein of 506 amino acids. The transcript has 9 exons. The record is from RefSeq and is a predicted model, not a curated record.